Galeopterus variegatus (Sunda flying lemur) is the source of this 1728-nucleotide messenger RNA. It is a transcript of the gene VDAC1, whose product is annotated as voltage-dependent anion channel 1. The transcript is spliced from 8 exons. The coding region runs from base 4 to 855 and encodes 283 amino acids. Gene Ontology annotation, molecular function: voltage-gated monoatomic anion channel activity. Gene Ontology annotation, biological process: monoatomic anion transmembrane transport. Lineage: Eukaryota; Metazoa; Chordata; Mammalia; Dermoptera; Cynocephalidae. The record is from RefSeq and is a predicted model, not a curated record. Gene Ontology annotation, cellular component: mitochondrial outer membrane.
AAGAUGGCUGUGCCUCCCACAUAUGUCGAUCUUGGUAAAUCUGCCAGAGAUGUCUUCACCAAGGGCUAUGGAUUUGGCUUAAUAAAACUUGAUUUGAAAACAAAAUCAGAGAAUGGAUUGGAAUUCACAAGCUCAGGCUCAGCCAACACUGAGACCACCAAAGUAACAGGCAGUCUGGAAACCAAGUACAGAUGGACGGAAUACGGCCUGACGUUUACGGAGAAAUGGAACACUGAUAACACACUAGGCACUGAGAUUACUGUGGAAGAUCAGCUUGCACGUGGAUUGAAGCUGACCUUUGAUUCAUCCUUCUCACCUAACACUGGGAAAAAAAAUGCCAAAAUCAAGACAGGGUACAAGCGGGAGCACAUCAACCUGGGCUGCGACGUGGACUUCGACAUCGCUGGGCCUUCAAUCCGAGGUGCUCUCGUGCUGGGUUAUGAGGGCUGGCUGGCUGGUUACCAGAUGAAUUUUGAGACCGCAAAGUCCCGAGUGACCCAGAGCAACUUUGCGGUUGGCUACAAGACUGAUGAAUUCCAGCUUCACACUAAUGUGAAUGAUGGAACAGAGUUUGGUGGCUCUAUUUACCAGAAGGUGAACAAGAAGUUGGAGACUGCUGUCAAUCUUGCCUGGACAGCAGGAAACAGUAACACUCGCUUUGGGAUAGCAGCCAAGUAUCAGAUCGACCCUGAUGCCUGCUUCUCAGCUAAAGUGAACAACUCCAGCCUGAUAGGUUUAGGAUACACUCAGACCCUAAAGCCAGGUAUCAAACUGACACUGUCAGCUCUGUUGGAUGGCAAGAAUGUCAACGCUGGUGGCCAUAAGCUUGGUCUAGGACUGGAAUUUCAAGCAUAAAUGAAUUCUGUACAAUCGUUUAAUUUUAAACUAUUUUGCGGCAUAGCUACCUUCAGAAUUUAGUGUAUCUUUUAAUGUUGUAUGUCUGGGAUGCAAGCAUUGCUAAAUAUCAUGUUAGACCUCCAGGUUAAAGAUGAUUCAGCUUUAAGGUGUUACCCUUUCAGAGGUACAGAAGAAACCUGAUUCCAAAAUAAGGUCCUUUUAGCUGUAGACUUGGGGGAACUUGGUGACCCCUCUAGAGAUGCCAGGUUUCUUUUUUAUCUAGAAAUGGCUGCAAGUGGAAGCUGAUAAUGUGUAGGCACUUUGUAAAUUCGUAUUGAAUAAAUGAAUGAAAUUGUGACUUCCUGAGAAUUGAACCUUGGUUUCCUAACCCUGGUUGAUGAGAGAGGCUCAUUGCUUGAUGGUGUGUACAAACUCAUCUGAAAGGGACUUUUUUAGAUAGAUCUUCAUGACUUGUUUCCACCCCAAGUCCAUCAUCACCUCUUUUAUGACAAAAGUUGUCUACAGGGUGUGGUAGUUUUUUCCUCUGUGCCAUUUUGGGGUGGAGAGGGUGGAUGUGAUGAAGCCAAUAAUUCAGGACUUAAUUCCUCUCGUGUUGUAGUUUUUUUGCCCUUGCACCAGAGUACGAAAUAGCUUCCAGGUGCUCUAGCUACACGCUGGAAAGAGCCUGUGUGGGUUGUAAUCACAUGGUGACAACACUCGGGAUCCAAAUUGGACUUCUGUUGUAUUCUCACCACUCAGUUUAUUUUUUAGCAGUUUAAUGGGUACAUUUUAGAGUCUUUCAUUUUGUGUGGAAUUAGACCCUCCCCUUCAAAUGCUGUAAUUAACAUCACUUAAGAUAAAACUUGAAUAAAACAUUGAAACCUCAAAAAA